Molecule: messenger RNA, 1731 nt
Organism: Botrytis fragariae
Lineage: Eukaryota; Fungi; Ascomycota; Leotiomycetes; Helotiales; Sclerotiniaceae
Product: putative siderophore iron transporter mirb protein
Exons: 1
Coding region: 1-1731 (576 amino acids)
Biological process (GO): transmembrane transport
Molecular function (GO): transmembrane transporter activity
Source: RefSeq, a predicted model, not a curated record
AUGAUACCCCAACAUGAAGCUUGUACUGGGGUAGAUCUUAAAAGAGUUGAGAUUAGCCAGAAUGCCGUUGUCGUCGAUUCCCAUGAACAUGUAGACAAAACAUUACAACAAGGCGUCCAGGAGAUUGAGGCCGUAACUAUGACAUGGUCAAGGACCUGGCUCGUCAUUGCCUACAUUUUGAUCUGGAUCACCUACUUUGUUCAAGGUCUUGUGUCUGGCGUCAGUGGCUCUCUUCUUCCAUACAUCACGUCUGACUUCGCUUUCCACUCUCUCACGCCUACUACAAGCAUUUUGAGCGCUGUUAUUGGCGGAGUAACCAAUCUAAGCAUUGCGAAAGUUCUGGAUAUUUUUGGUCGCCCUCAGGGAUAUAUUCUCUGCGCCGUGCUGUCCACCGUUGGCCUUGCUAUGUCAGCCAGUUGUAACAAUGUUGAGGCAUACGCUGCAUCUCAAGUAUUCUACACAGUUGGAAUAAACGGUAUAGGAUACAGUCUGAGUGUCUUCGUCGCAGAUACAUCCUCGCUACGGCAUCGAGGUCUGAUGCAAGCAUUUGUCAGUUCCCCAAAUUUGAUCACUUGCUGGCUAAGUGGGCCGAUAUCAACAGCCUUUUUGAAUGGACCUGGCUGGCGCUGGGCCUAUGGAACUUUCGCUAUUCUCGUUCCGCUUGUGACCUUUCCGCUUUCUGGCCUUUUCAUGUGGCAAUUUUUCAAAGCUAAGAAGCUUGAUCUUAUACAAAAGAAUGAUAGCGGACGCACAACUUGGCAGUCUGUCAUUUAUUACUGCCGCGAGUUCGAUGCUGUCGGUCUCAUUCUGAUAUCUGCUGGAGUCGCCUUCUUUCUAUUGCCAUUCAACCUUUACACCAUUGAAGCAAAAGGGUGGGGAUCUUCUCUUAUUAUAUGCUUCUUAGUCUUCGGAGUCGUAUUGAUCAUCGCUUUCGCCAUAUGGGAGAAGUUCUUCGCCCCAAUAUCGUUCAUUCCAUGGUCUCUCCUCAAAGACCGUACAGUCUUUGGUGCUUGCCUCCUCUCCUUUACGCUCUUCAUCAGUUACUCCUGUUGGGCCAGCUAUUUCACCUCUUUUCUACAAGUCGUGAACAACCUGAGUAUUACCGAGGCCAGUUAUGUCAUGCAGACGUACACUGUAGGCGGGGUGCUGCUUGCACUCGUUACUGGCGGUAUCAUCAGCUUUACCGGGCGUUACAAGCCCAUUGCACUCUGUUUUGGCGUUCCUCUGACAAUCCUCGGCAUGUCGCUCCUGAUUCACUUUCGUCAGCCUGACCAGAAAAUUGGGUAUAUCUUCAUGUGCAUGAUCUUCAUUUCGUUUGCAGAGGGAGUCCUGGUCAUCUGUGCCGAAAUCGCCAUCAUGGCCGCCGCCGCGGAGCAGCAAUAUUUCGCCAUCAGUCUGGCUGUGCUAGGCAUGUUUGGAAACAUCGGUUCCGCUAUUGGUCUGACUAUUUCGGCUGCUAUUUGGCAGGGUAUAUUGCCCAGCAAGCUUUCUGCAAAUCUUCCUGAUAUAGACCAAGCAGAUCUACUCCUAAUAUAUGAGUCCUUACCGACGCAGUUGUCGUUCCCUCCAGGAACAACUGAGCGGCUUGCAAUUCAGCACGCCUAUAGUGACGCACAGAGAGGAUUGUUAAUUGCUGGUACCGUUGUCUGGGUUAUCGGUUUAGCGGCGGUCUUAUUGUGGCGGGACAUCAAGGUUAUUGGUAUUCGCCAGACGAAGGGCCAGGUUGCUUAA